Messenger RNA from Culex pipiens pallens (northern house mosquito), 6461 nucleotides. Its product is annotated as frizzled-like. Gene Ontology annotation, molecular function: Wnt-protein binding; Wnt receptor activity. Gene Ontology annotation, biological process: non-canonical Wnt signaling pathway; canonical Wnt signaling pathway. The transcript is spliced from 5 exons. The coding region runs from base 927 to 2666 and encodes 579 amino acids. NCBI's taxonomy places the organism in Eukaryota, Metazoa, Arthropoda, Insecta, Diptera, Culicidae. The record is from RefSeq and is a predicted model, not a curated record. Gene Ontology annotation, cellular component: plasma membrane.
UACCAUCGGAACUUCGGCUCACCGGUUUCGAAUCGUCGUUUCCAUUCAGUCGCACUUCGGACGUGUUCGCGCUAGGAUCGAUUCUGUCCCAACUCCACGCUCGGUCGGUUUAUUCAUCCCAAAAGUAGAGUCGUAAAGUCGGUUGUUUGGGCGCGCGUUUCGGGUAUCCUUACGGGGAGCAGACUAGGCCUCAGAACUAGAGAGAGUUGGGGGAUAAAUUUGCAAGUUAUUGCGCGUUUUGACAGUCGCCGCAGUGUUCGUCGCCGUUGUCAAGGUAGCGCGGCGCGUGGAUGCUGUGUUGGGGCUGAAUUUGGAUCAAUCGCGUGGCGAUGCUGCGGUCGUAACCAAGCGACGACCAAGAGAGUUGGGGAGAACAGAAGAAAACGUUGAAGCGUUGAGAUGGAGAAAGUGCCGGAGACCGGCUUUUCUGGCUUUGGCGACGGCAGAAGGUGGAGGUAGAAGUGGAGUUGUGAGUGGAGAAGAAGUGCGAAACGGCUUAACGGAGUUGGAGUUUUGAGAAGGGGAAGAAUAAGGGAAGCAUAAGCGAUUCAGGAGAACAGAAUCGCAUCACAGUGCAGAAUUGGUGCAAGGAAGAAGGAGGUGAGAAGGAGAAGGUUUCUGUAGGAGCAUUGAAGAGGAAGUGUCGGUAGUUGAUGUAGUCGUGUGGAAGUGUCUCGGUGAUUUGUGGAUGUACCCAGAAGAGGAGAAAGAAGUGAAUGCAAAAAGAGCGUUAUUGUUUAUGGCCCCUCGAUUAUUGGCCUCUUUUGUGUGUCGGUGAAAUGAAGUAAUUCGCAGAGCAUCGUGUGCGUACGUGUCGGUGUGCACACCUUGUAUAAUGAAGCUAGUGAAAACAGCAAGUGCAGAAGAUAAUAACGUCGUGGGUGAAGAAGUACAAGCAGCUACGAAGCGGUGAAGAACCCCCCAAAAUGGCAAAGUGGAGUUCCAUUGUGUUGGUGGUGUUGAGCUAUGCAAAUGUCGGAUUAUCCAUACAGGACCAGCAGCAGCUACCCCAGCAUGACCCCUACUCCGAAACGUCCGGGCUGGUUCCGGAAGAGUUCCAGCACCACAAUCGCUGCGAACCCAUCACAAUCCCGUUCUGUACGGACAUCCAGUACAACAAGACCAUCAUGCCGAACCUGCUCGGCCACCACAAGCAGGAAGAGGCCGCCCUCGAGGUUCACCAGUUCAUCCCCCUCGUCAAGAUCGACUGCAGUCCGGACCUCAAGUUCUUCCUCUGUUCCCUGUACGCCCCGGUCUGCACGAUCCUCAGCUACCCAAUCCCACCCUGUCGAUCGCUCUGCGAGUCAGCCCGUGUCUGCGAAUCGAUCAUGCGAACGUUCGACUUCCAGUGGCCGGAGAACCUCGAGUGCUCCAAGUUCCCCCUGGACGGCAAAGAGUUGUGCGUCUCGCAGAACAAUUCCUCCGAGACGACGCCGAUUCCGCCGGGGGCGCUGCAGACCACCAAGCCGAGGGCGCCUCCACGGAAUACGCCACCGGCCGUGCUGAAGCACGACCUGGGCUUUGUCUGUCCGGUGCAGCUGAAGGCACCGGCCAUCAUGGGAUACUCGCUGACGGUGGGAGGAAAGGUCACCAAAGACUGCGGAGCACCGUGCAACUCGAUGUUCUUUUCGGAGAACGAGCGGACCGUCCUAAAGUACUGGGUCGGCUCGUGGGCAGCCGUCUGCGUGGCAAGCUGUCUGUUCACGGUGCUCACCUUCCUGAUCGAUUCGUCCCGGUUCAGGUACCCGGAACGGCCGAUCGUGUUUCUGGCGAUCUGCUACCUGAUCGUGGGCUGUGCGUACGUGGCCGGGCUGGGCGCGGGCGAUUCCGUGGCCUGUAGGGAAGCUUUUCAGCCCCAGAUCAAGAUCGGGCGGAUGCAGAUGCUAUCGACGAUUACGCAGGGUCACCGGCAGUCCACUUCCUGCACGGUGCUCUUCAUGGCGCUGUACUUUUGCAGUAUGGCCGCCUUUGGGUGGUGGGCCUGUCUGGCCCUCGCUUGGUUCCUGGCCGCCGGCCUCAAGUGGGGCCACGAAGCCAUCGAGAACCGGUCCCAUCUGUUCCACCUGGUGGCGUGGGCCAUCCCGGCCGUGCAGACGAUUUUCGUGCUGGCGCUGGGGAAAGUUGAAGGUGACGUCCUGUCCGGCGUUUGCUUCGUCGGCCAGCUGGACAGCCGCUCGCUCGGCAUGUUCCUGCUGAUCCCGUUGUGCGUGUACCUCUCGCUGGGGGCCAUUUUCCUGCUGGCCGGGUUCGUGUCCCUGUUCCGCAUCCGGACCGUCAUGAAGCACGACGGAACGCGCACCGACAAGCUCGAGCGGCUCAUGCUCCGGAUCGGCUUCUUCAGCGGCCUGUUUAUCCUACCGGCGCUCGGCUAUCUGGGCUGCCUGUUCUACGAGUACUACAACUUUGACGACUGGAUGAUCCAGUGGAACCGGCAGAUGUGUCGGAUCUUUUCGAUUCCCUGCCCGGCCACCAAGUAUAACGCCCAGAUGGUGCCGGAGGAGGACCGGCCCAUCUUUCACAUCUACAUGGCCAAGUACGUGUGCUCGAUGCUGGUCGGGGUCACCUCGAGUGUGUGGCUUUGGUCCGGGAAGACCGUGGUCAGCUGGAAGCAGUUUGCGGAACGACUGCAGGGCAAGGACAGCCGGAGUCGGGGGGCGUACGUUUAGACGAGGGAAAGAAAGAAAGUCACUCCAGCACCACCACCACAACCACCAAGGAACCGUAUAGAUUUCUAACCCUAACUUUUUAGUGCGAGUUUUAGUCCACUUUUCGAACGCCUUUUUGUAGACUUCGUGGACGGGCGGUGGCGAAUCUCAGCUUUAAGGAAAUUACGCGAAAGGUAAACGUUAACUCGUAGAAGCGAAUAAUCAAAAACGUUUGAAAAUGAUUCGAUAGGAAUCUGAAUCGUGAAAUUUGUCGAUAUUGUAGAAAAUCGUUGAUACUAAGUAGAGACUGUCCUAUAAAAUAACGUAAGUUUCGAAAACAGUAGUUUUAUUCAAAUAACCACGCUGUGGGGUGGAUCAGAGCAGUAGAGUGGUGAUUUUUAAGUUGAAAAAAAAACAACAUUAUUGCAUGUUUUAGACUGACUCUAGGUUGAUGCAAAUUGGGUUUUUCUAAAAAAAAAUCUAAAUUUUCACAUUUUUGACAACGAAAAAAACAAUUACCUGUUUUUAGAUGAUUUCUUUUUUCAACUGGUCCUGUAAAUUUAAUUUUAAGGUUCAAAACUUUAUGGUUGAAUAUUCCCUUUUAAUGUUAUUUAACCUGAAAUAAUGUGUAAAAAAAAUAAAUUUAUCAAAAAGUUAUGCAAAAUGUACAAGUUCUUGAUGUGAAAUUAAAGAAUGUGUAAUUUUCAUGAGGAAUUGGUGCAAUAUUCAUCGUUUUUUUUUAUUACUUUUUUACACAUUAUCAAAAUUUAAAUUUACCCAAAAAAAACUUUUUUGAACUAAAAAAUGCUAACUAGGAUAAUAAACGCGACUUAUAAAAUUGUUAUCAGUUGAUUUUAGUUCAACUUUCAGUGCCAUCACCCUGUUUUAGACCACACUAAUUUGGGGUACGACAUAAAUGUUGAAUGAUAUUUGCAAAAGUCUUAUGUCUGCAUUGAGUAAUAAAUUCUAAGAAGUUUCCAUCUUAGAAUAUGGACAGAUUUUGUGUCCGAUAAAAAUGGUAAUAUUUCCUCAAAAUAUGUAAUUUUACAAUUAUUAUAUGUAAUUCAACAUUUCCAUAUGAAUUGAGCUAAAGCAAAAAUAAAAAGAUGUCACACCAUGCAAGGUUACACAGUAAAAUGUGUAAGUUUGGAAGAUUUAAUUUUGAAAUGUUGAAUAUAACUUCUAUAAUGAUGUAAUUUUACCUCAAUUUAGACUGAAAAAGUGACGUUUCAUCAAAAAGAAGCAAAAUUACACAUUUUCAGAGGUAAAAUUUUACAUUUUUUUUUUGACAUAAAAGAUGUUCCAUUUUCCAGAUGUAAUAUUACUAUGUUUUUUUUUUUGCUGUGUACAGCUUCUAUAACUAAUAAUUACACUUUGAUCAUUCUGUUUUGAAAAAAUGUGCAAUUGAUUGUCAAUAAUUCAGACGGUUGUUUCUAACAAUUGUAGUGUUUAAUUUUUAAUCGCUUUUUACAGCAAAAAGUUAAAAAAAUGUAUUACUUUUAAGAUGACAUUUUAUCUUUAUUUAUGUUCAAAAUGUGAAAUAACUCCGAAAAAAGUGGUAAAUUUUCAAAUUUGUAAAGCUGACGAUACAUUUGGAAAAGCUGGGUAUUAACGCUUUUUCGAUGUAAUUUAACUUCAAUUUAUGUGGAAUAUGUAAAAUUACAUAUUGAAAGAUGUUUAUUUACACAUUACCUUACUUUUACAAAAUUUGAAUGAACUUGUUUUCUGGAAAAAAUCUGUCGACACGCUCAUUUUUAAAUGUCAAAUUGAUAUGGUUUUUUUUGUCAUUUUAAAAAUACUUUCAUGUUGAGCUCAACAUGUAAAAUUGGUAAUCAACAAGUAUAAAUCCAUCUAAAAUGGGUAACACCAUAAAUUAAAAAUCAAAUAAACUUUGAAGGUUUUAAAACAAAGAUGUACACAGAAAAUAAAGUUCUAUAUGGCUGUUCAAAUUUGGAUGCAUCAAAAUCACUUCUUUCUAGGUUUUAUGAAGAAAAUGUUUUUGUUCACAGCACAAUUUAUAUAUUGUUGAUACAUCUGAAAAUGUUGAUUUAAUAGCGGAAAACGGCAAAAGUGAUGAGAAUUGGUCGAACGACUUAAAAUGAUUCAAUUGGGCAUAUUUCCUCUACCAUGACCUAUUCUUACUGUGUAUCUCUGAUCAUGGUUGAAGUUCAAUAAGUUUAAUAAAUUAAAUUAGUGUUAUGUUACAUUUACAUCAUUGUAAUGUAACACAUGAAAAUUGUUUUUUUGUUCCUGAAACAUUGCGUUAUUUUUCUUCAGAAAGUAACAACUGUAGAACUUAUAUUAAAAAGAUAAAAAAAUGAUCACAUUGACUCUGAAAAUUAUAACAUAUUUUAUGUCAAAAAAUUGUGUAAUUUUACCUUUGAAAACGUGUAAAUUUACCACUGUGAGUAAAAGGUAAUAAAAAUCAUGGAUAUAAAACAUCUGAAAACGUGAACUUUUUUGUGUCAAACCAAAACAAUAUAAGUAUUUAUACAAAAAAACAAUUUUCAUGUUACAUUACAUUGAUGUAAAUGUAGCAUGACACUAAUUUAAUUUAUUAAACUUAUUGAACUUCAAACAUAAUCAGAGAUACACAGUAAGAAUUUGUCAUGGUAGAGGAAAUAUGCCCAAUUGAAUCAUUCUAAGUUGUUUGACCAAUUCUCAUCACUUUUGCCGUUUUCCGCUAUUAAAUCAACAUUUUCAGAUGUAUCAACAAUGGAGAGUUGCUUGCUCACUUUUGUUUGAGCUAUUUAUUACUUUGGAACAGUUAAAAACACUUUUUGAAAGCUGUAAUUCAUGAUCAAAGUGUUGAUAGGCCGAUAAUAGAAAUAGGCUGAGAAAGGGUAUAGUUCCCCUAAUAUUACAUCUGGGAAGGGGUACAUUUUUUAUGUCAGAAAAAAUGUGUAAUUUUACCUCUGAAAAUGUGUAAUUUAACAACUUUUCACUUUUUCAGUCUAAAUUUGGGUAAAAUUACAUCAUAAAAGAGGUAAUAUUCAACCUUACGAAAUAACACCAUACAAAUUAACACAUUUUUUUACUGUGUAUUAUCACACAUAUUCUGAUGUAAAAUUAUACACAUUUUCUAGAAAAAAUGUUUAUUUUUUUGAAAUCAUCAUUAAAAUUAUAAUAAAAAAAAACAUUUUGCAUUUUUGUUCCAUGAUCAUCAUAUUUCAAUAUUCAAAAAGUCAUCAGAUAAAAAUAAUUUUUCCUUCAAAUUGUUGUAAAUCACCAACUCCACUCCUCAAUCCAUCCCAUACACUUGAAUAAACGUUGCCAAAUAUAUGUGUGCGUUACAAGCGCGUUAGAGUUCAGCAAUUUUCUGUUGAGUUUUUACUAGCACACAAACCACAAACCUUUUAAGUUUUCUGUACCAUAUACUCACACUUAAUUUGCGUAAGCUAGAAUUUUAAGGACCAACACUCUUAGUCAUCAGUUCACAAAUAAGUUGUUGUUUCACAAAUUUUAGAAUAGGUUUAUUUUACCGUAGGUAAGCUUUCUCCCACUUAGUUAAGGCAAUUGAACUGUGUCAUAUAAUAAUAGACUGCGACGGGAAAAAGUGAAGAGAGAAGAUUAAUCUUUAGAAGCGCGAUUUUUCUCUUAAAUAAGUUGAAACGUGAUUGUAUAAAGUGUAUCUGUAAUUAAAAGUUCUUUUUAUAUGACCCCUCGGCUAAGAUUUUACCGCAAAACUAGUUGAUUAGAGCACCAGAGAAGAAAAAAAAACAUUGCGAAAUUAUACAUCGUUGGACUUAAUCGAGAGAGAGAAGGAAAAAAAAUCAGAACAAACCCACAAGAAAUAAAUAAACAUUUUUAAAUGAC